Molecule: messenger RNA, 2328 nt
Organism: Cladocopium goreaui
Lineage: Eukaryota; Dinophyceae; Suessiales; Symbiodiniaceae
Source: the annotation of a GenBank genome assembly
AUGGUGAACCAGUCGUUUCUGACCAUCUUGCAGAACGAAAAAACCGGGGAGGCCACACUGUCCUUCCUGUUGCAAGUCUAUGCCCUGUUCUACAUGGGAAAUGAACAUUUCGCCUACUGGACGGCCCUGUUUUCCUUGCUCAUCAGUGUUAGAGGCAUUGCUCAAGGCUGUUACAUCCAUUUCGACCUUGCCAUUGUUUGCCAAACACGUCGCGGGGACAUCAGCCGGCCCGCUUCCGUGGUGCCCAGGGAUGGAGAUUCAGACACGGACGUGGUCGCAAUCAGUGUGCUACCAACGGGGGAUCCCUCUGGACCGGAGAGUCCACCUGGUGUAGCGUCACCUGCGGAUGGGCCACCAAUGAUGAGUCUCCAUGACGAAGAUCCGGAAGAGAAACAAAAAGAAGCAGACUGCCAUGGCACCGUGUGUGCAGCACCCGAGAAUUGUGCGGGUGAAAACAUGCAGCAAACAGAAAUGAACGAUGCACUACCCGCUGUGAUUGGCAAAGGGGUGAGUGUGAUCGCGUUUCAUGCACGGCUCUACAACGUCUCACCCAGCAGCAGCGCUGCCAGCCCCUUCCCUGCGGGACUACCAGAGGUUCCAGGCUUUGCACCUUGGAUGCUGGAUGUCUUGGGUGGCGGAUGUGACCUACAUCUUGGUGGCGGUGACGAACCCAUCCCCACAGGCCCUCUCCGAACGCCUCAACGUGCACCUGGAGUCCCAGGGCCGCAACGCCUGCGGCUGCCCUUGGGUCCCGUGGCGGCGCCCACGGCAGACGCGGACAGCAACGGCACCGAGAUCCAGGCGGAGGUGGCCGGGAGCUCAGCCCAGAUCCAGAUCGAAGCCGAGCUGAGCACGGGCCGUUGCAGCGCUGUCUUGUUGGGCAAGGAUCGGUCGGGUGGGCCAGCAGCGGUGAAGGCACUAUCUUUGAAGACGGCCAAGAUUCUUGGAAUUGAUGAGCGAUGCCUCUGGGGGCAAGUUCAGGUCAUGUGCGAGGUGCAGCAUCCGAGUUUGGUUCGGCUGGUGGAUGCCAUGGUCAGCUGGGAGCCUCUGCCCUUCGUGAAGGCUGAGCCGCCCUUUUUGUGCAUCGUCAUGGAGUAUUUGGCCAAUGCUGAACCAUUAUCACAGCGCAUUCGUCAAUGCAUUCCUCACAUGCCUAUCCAACUUGUGGAACGUAUCUUGCUUCAGUUGGCUUCAGCCUUGGCGAGGUUACAUCGAUCUGACGUGGUUCACCGUGAUGUUUGGAGGGAAAACAUCCUCAUUGAGAAGCAAUCAGACAAGGUGACCUUGUUGGACUUGGGCUGCGCAGAGCGGCUCCACAAGCCCAUGCUGAAUAAGAGGUUGAACAUCCCCUACAUGUCACCAGAGGCAGCAGCAGGACUUCCGCAGGAUGUCUCCGAUGACGCAUGGGCCUUGGGGCUGUUGGUCACCGAGAUGGUUACAGGCCGUUUUGUUGCCGAUCGACUUGGUCGUGUGGACAUGCCCAUCCAUUCGCAUCCCGCGCUCGCUCAAGCUUUGGCAGAGACCAUGCAACGGGCGCAUGAUCUGGGUCUGCUGGCCACACAGCUUCUGGAUGUGGCCUCAAGACGUCCCAAGAUGGCGGAGGUGGUUAACUUGCUACGACCAGGCCACCGAAGAGAUACAGAGCCGGAGCGCCGAAUUGUGCCAAGGGAGAAGAAGAUCCAAGUGAGGGCUGCUGGUGGGCCCUCACCGGUUCGACCCACGUCCCCGCUGGGUUUCCGCGGCCGCCUGUGCACCUCCCAGCGGCUCAGCCGCCAUGCAGUCACCCACGUGGACGUGAGUCCUGGUCGUUUCGGGCGAAUCUCGUCGACAUCCAAGAGCCAAGCCAGCCAGAACAGUCUCGGGAGCACGGCCACAGGCUCCCCCGUAGAGCCGGCUGCCUUUCAACCGGGGCAGACGGUGCUGUACUGCCCUCGGGAGGCCGGCGUGCAGAAGGCAACGGUGCUGGGACGUGUGGAUGGAAGAGGUUGGCAGAUUCAACUGGAGAAUGGUUUGUGCCGCAUGGUCGAAGAUGCUGAGGAGUGGCGUUUGUGUCUUUGUGAUUUGCCUCAGCCUCCCAGGCCCCCACCGGCAGAGGGUCCCGUUCUGGCUUGGGCGGAGGUGCGCCAGGCUCCCAUGGGCAAGGUCUUGAGCACCUCUUCGACGGUCUCAUCACUGGCCACGGCCCUCACGGGAUCCACCGCAGCAACGGAGGCCGUCGAAGCGCCAAGGAGCGGCCCCAAAGUCGUGAGCAAAUCCUACACAAUGUGGACGAGGCCUCUCCCGGCGGCAACACGGGCGCGUCGGCAGCUUCUCUUCGGCCCUUCGUAG